Molecule: messenger RNA, 1023 nt
Organism: Orcinus orca (killer whale)
Lineage: Eukaryota; Metazoa; Chordata; Mammalia; Artiodactyla; Delphinidae
Exons: 3
Coding region: 1-1023 (340 amino acids)
Biological process (GO): positive regulation of transcription by RNA polymerase II
Cellular component (GO): nucleus; cytoplasm
Molecular function (GO): RNA polymerase II transcription regulatory region sequence-specific DNA binding; DNA-binding transcription activator activity, RNA polymerase II-specific
Source: RefSeq, a predicted model, not a curated record
AUGGUGGUGCUCUGGGGCUUCCUGUUGCGCCCUGGCCUCCUGCCGCAGAGCCAGGGGACCCCUGGGAACCUCAUGGAGCCCACACUCACUGUCGCCCUGAACAGGCCCCUGAGGCUGAGGGCUGCAGCGGACUUUGGGGGAUUCCUCCGGCCGAGUCCAGCCAGGAGGGUUCCCCGGACUCGGCGCGAACUGCCCGCCCCCUCCGGCGUCUCCGCCCCCCGCCGGGGCCGCCGGGCGCCGAGGGAGGCGAGGGUGCAGCGGCUGGAAAAUGAGGGGUGCAGGGAGGGUGGCCUGGAGCUGCAGCGCACUUCGCGCUGCUGUUCCCGGGAGCGGCGGGAGGCGGCGGCUGCGGUGAGCGGGGUCGCGCGCGGACGCCGGAUGCCUCUGAAGAUGGAGAAGUUUCUGCAAAUUGCGCCUCACUCUCUGGCCAUCGUCCUGGGCCCCGCCGAGGGGCCGGCGGGGGAGAGGUCCGAGGCCGCCCGGCCCGCGUCCCCGGCCCAGCCCCGGCAGCUCGCCCGGCACCACAUCGGCUACGAGAUAUUCGCCGACUUCAAAGCCGAGAACAUGCAGCACUUCUGGAACAAGAAGGUCACGGCCGCGGUGGCCGAGACGUUCUUCCUGGGCUGGAUCGACGAGCAGGUCCUGCUAAUCCAGGGCAAGGAGGAGCAUCUGGAGGCGCUGCGCGAGGGCUGGUCGCGCCGGGCGCUGCGGCCGCCCUCGGGCUUCCACAUCCGCUGCCUGGGUGAGUCCGGCCGCCGCCCGCCCUGUCCCGUCUUGUCGCGCCGCGGGAACCCCCCCAUCCCCCCCAUUCCCCCCCGCUGCCCCGCCCGAGCCGGCGCGCUGGCCCCGCUCCCCCCGGGCGCCCGCGCCUCUCUCCACCCCCGCGCCGCGCCCGGGGAGGGGCCGGCAGCCUGGGCGAGUGCUGGAGUGGGGAGCUUCCUGGCACCUAAACCGCGGAUCUGUACCUUGGCGAGCACGCCGCCUCUGGCCAGCUGGCGGGAGCCUCCCCGGCUGCCCCGGUGA